UUAUGUAUGCAUACAUACAUGUAAAUGUAUAAACAAAAAAAAUAGUACCGAAAAGUAUAUUUGAUUCAAAAUUAUAAAAACUGAUCAGAAUUUAGUGUUACCAACUUGCAAGAUUUAUGAGCAAAUAUUUCAAUUACAUUCUUCAUCCUAAUCCGAAAAGGCACGACAUUUCAAAAGCGUAACGAUGCACGUAGCACGAUUGCUAUUUAUCGUCAAAUUAAUUUCCUUAAUUAUUCCGUGCAUCGAGGGAGGGUCAAGAAAUGAGACCCAAACGACAAAACUUCACCUGGGGACUCCAGUCACAAGCAAGGGUUACAUGGCGAAUGAACUUGGUUCGGCCUACAUUGUGUUUGCGGUCAGAUCUUCGGACGACACAUUUUGCGUCGGUGUGCUCAAAAGCAGGACCGAGUUUUGGACUACGACCCUUUGCGCUAAAGAAUACCAAGGGUUCACCCUGGUCACGGGUACUCGAAACUUUAGCGAACAAACAGAGCUGCAUACCCUCAGUUCAUGGGCUGCUACAUACUCCAGCGGGGUGGUGGAAUUGCAGUUUUCUCCCAGCCUGGACACCAAAUCUUUAACAAAAAUCCCCACAUUUUAUAAAGGAAUCCGGCCCCCACCGGCGGACACGGAGUGCGUUACGUACGGCUACUCAAGGAAUUCGGACGGUGGUGAAAUAACAAUUCUGGGAUAUCUUUACACCAAGGUUACCAACACUGCGACGUGCGGGACCAGCUUCGACGGACUACAGGGGACUAAUUUCUGCGCAACUAUUAUCCCGGUACCUGAUAGGGUGACGACAGCGUCUCCGAUUUGUCCGGGAGAUGUCCCGACCGUUCUGGUGUGUUAUCUGCCCGUGAAGAGUGUGAAGGAUGCAAGUGAAAAUAUGGCGGGAAAGGGGCAAGAUGAGACAAUCCCUGGAAUUAGGUCCUGGUGCCAACUUCAUCCCACUUUUGCCGGAUGCGCCCAAUUCUGCGCGACAAUUCCACUUUUCUGUGGAACUACGACUACAACAACGACGACCGAAGAACCGGAAACGUUUUCCUGGGUGGUGACCGGAAUCCAGGCUCGGGAAACAAGCGCAUGUCUUUCUCUAUCCGACAAACCGCGUCUCAUACUGUACACACUCUUCCCAAAUUAUUUUUCCUCCGAGGGAUAACUGAACAGUAAAUUCUUGUAAUUUUGGAUUUAGAAAGUACUAGAAAUGCAAUUUGACCGAAAUUUGUGGCAAAUAAUGUAAGAUUGAGCACUGUCAGAAAAAAAUAAAUUA
Messenger RNA from Folsomia candida, 1270 nucleotides. RefSeq lists its product as uncharacterized. The transcript has 5 exons. NCBI's taxonomy places the organism in Eukaryota, Metazoa, Arthropoda, Collembola, Entomobryomorpha, Isotomidae. The record is from RefSeq and is a predicted model, not a curated record. Bases 185 to 1159 code for a protein of 324 amino acids.